AGUAUGAUGAAGUAAAACGAAAUACAAGUUAUUCUUAAUUUGGCUCCACUUUGGAGCUAGCAAGCUCUUUUAACUUUGGCAACGGAUCGAAAGUUGUCUGGUGUUGAGGUGCAAUCAAUUUCGUAAAGAGAAGUGCAAAGUGCAAACAGUGAAUCCCUUUACCGAGGCGUCGAAGAGACCAAGCCAUCCUUACCUUUUAUAUCCCUGACCAACUUGAGGGUGGUAUUCUUCUUAGGUUUCCUCUUUUUCUUUUGCAAACGGUUUAUUGUACGAGUACGCUCUACUUUUGACGUAACUCAGUUGCAUUGAGAACCGGCUUUGAUAUCUUGAUCUAGCAUCGCGAGAUUUCAUAGCUAAUUCUUUCUGAGUAUUAUUCUAUUGUCGUGAUUCAGAUUGGCAUUGGGACUGGCAUUGGUAACCUCGCUUGGUUCAAUACGGAGGCUUCCAUAUCCAAUCCAUCAAUUUGAAUCUAGUUGUUCGGAUUGACCUGCAUUGGGUGUAGGCUUCAGCCACCGCCAUAAUCCGUUGUACCAAAAAAUCAAUUGUAAGUCAAGGCACUCUGUCCUCUCUCUAUCUCAAAAUCAUCUUGGUCCGAGAAAAGGUAAACGAGUAAACGGCUGAGCAAAGGUAAGAUCCUAAUUCAUGUCUUGCAUUGUAUAAUACCUAACUUACACAAGAAAUUCAAUUAAUGGUAAAACAGUAUAUCCAGAGUUUGUUGUUCUUCAUUCUUUGGGACAGUGGUGUUGGCUCUUGGCUCUAAAAGCCCUAUAACCGGAGAUGUUUAGAUAGGUCUAAACAACUUAAGCCUUAGUAAUAUAGGUGCUCUCUUUAAAGGGUGCUAUCUUGGCAGAUAACCUAUUGCUUGGUUCAGAGACUGGAUAGUCUCAUGUUCCGUUGUUGUUUUGGGAAUUAAAAUAAUUUAUUUGGAAAAGGGAGACCUUCAAUCUCAUCCUUGUACGGUACAGGAGUUAUGGUAUUGCUUGGACUUUGGACUUAAAAUGUACUUUGAGGGUUUGUGUCUUGUCCUUGCCGGAUGGGAUGGAGUUUCCAUACGUAUCUUCCAGAAUGGCGAUUUCCGUGCUUUUUCCGGCUCCCCGGUUCUUGUUGACCAUUUUCCAGACCUCACCCUUAUUUAAAUCAGAGACAGCUCAUGGAUGCUUUUUAAGACGCACAGUAUCAGAUACCUUUCAAACCUUCUCUGAACACUACACAGUCCGAACUUUUUUAGUCUCUCCCAAUACGAGAGCUUUCUCAUUCCUGUGAUGUUCCUAGAGAAACAUAUUUGGACUUGUUCGACUUUUUUCAAACCUGCUGAACUCUUUGGAGCCCAAAUGGGUGAAGUAUAUUCAAGAUGUGGCUGAACAAUCGACUUGUACAGAAUUAGCAUCGUGAUAAUUUCUCUGGACUUAAACGUGCGAUAUAUCCACCCACACAUCCUGAAUGCAAACAAACCAUCUGGCGGACGUUCUGUUCGGAUUUAGUCCCAAGCAUUCGACAAGGCAUGCCAUCCACAACUUUCUUCAAAACAUAUUCAACAAAUCGCAUCUGAAAUACUCUGUUGGUCUGUUUGUGGAUCUGAAUAAGGCCGUUGACAAUGUCCAGCACAACCCUCUUCUAACCAGAGGUAAAGGUAAAUGAUGAAAUUCUUGGUUAUUGCAGAGUUGAGGAUGGGCCAGAUUGAACAGAUUUUUUGUCAGCUCCCGUCGUUAGUGGCAUUUGGCCAGGAGCCGAACAAAGGUGCGUGACCGCCAAUACUCCAAGGGAUGUCGGGCCAAGGGCAAUAAGGUGUCCGGACAUCACCUCCGGAAAGGUCAGGUUCCCAAUACUGUUGGACACUAACCUGGCCAGCCCGAUGGUGAGGGGCUCGGUUUCGCAUAGGAAAUGCGUCCAUGCAUUGUUGGCAUAUUGGGGCACGCACAGGUAUCGUUUGAGGAACUUGGUGAAGGUGGCAUUGGCGGAUUUGAGGGCGGAUUGGGCGGAGUUGGGAGGCCAAAAGUGAAGGUCGUAGAGGAAAAUUGGAGUGAUGUAGGUCCGUAAGAGUUGAAGGACUAUUGGAAGCGGAAGAUUCUUGAUUCUUGAUUCUUGGACGUGCGAUUUUUACUCCUCCGACAAGAAUAAAAUAUAAAAGACUCUUAUCUUGGCCCAAUACAGCUCCCCGAAUGUGGUGCAUAUUAUAAUUAAAACCCAUGACGACGUUUUGCGUCUUUCGAAUCGAAACGAAAAGAAUCCAUUGAAACCCUUUUUCUUAGGCUAUGCCAAAUUUGAAUUGGAAUCAAAAUCUGUGAAAAUACAUCUGCUUUGAACCGUUGUUCGCUGCAUCCAGUGUGCACCUACAUUUUCAAAUCAACGAACCCGUAUUGCUAGUUACCUUUUUAUAAACAUGUUAGGAACUUUCAAUUUGUAGCAUGAUUGCAAGGUGUAUCUAGACUCAAAGCACAAGUCGCACGUCAACAUUCUGUUUCCUUAUUUCCUGUAUCGCUCUGUGACUUGAUAAAACUACAGUAGAUUGCAUUACCACAAUAUCGCCAUCCAAUCAAUGCCAAAGAACGUCUCGGUCAAUGUAUACUACAUGAAUUAGCAACCAUUACCAACAUGGCUGUUCGUCCCUUGAACGAUACAGGACAUAUUUAUUCGGAUCACCACAAGGGUUCGCUUGUCCACAAGCAGAUUGGACUCUGGUCUGCUUCAUAACUCACAACGGGAAAAGACAAGAGGGCGGCGAAUUGACGCAGAAAGUUGUAUAAAAUGAUUCGGCGGACUAAGAAUCAAUGCAGUUCGCUUCGCCAAGUCUAUCAAAUCUCACAGCAACAAAACAGCAACCAUGGUUUUUAAGCUGGUAACCGUUUUUGUGGUUCCUCUGGCCACUAUGGUCCUGGCAGCCACUCCCGGACCCUACCAUGCUCCUCCCACGCCUUAUGCUCCCCAUCACCCGGGACCUGUCUACCCUAAGCAUCACCAAGCCCCACCUCAUCAUCCUGCUCCGCACGCUCCUCAGGGGUAUUGUGAUCCCAAAGCUCCCCCUAAGUGUGCCCAUCACUCCGACCUUCCCUUUUGCUUGGAGGACCCCGAAUAUCCCGAGUAUGAGAUCGCCAACAAGAUCAGUCAAGAUCCCAUCUUUGAGAAGAAGUAUUCAGAUGUGCCCGAUCAAUCCGCCGAUGACCUGGUUGAGCAUAUCAGCGAGUAUCAGGAGGAUGCCUUCAAUUACGCCUACUAUAUGGGUGCUUCCAAGGGCCACUCUCCUUUCGACCUGUCUCAUUGGGCUGGCCCUGAGGGCUAUCUUUGUCCCUCCCAGGUAGAUUACGCCAAGAUUAAACGGGCCGUGAAUGUGGAAGGAUACUGGCGAAUCAUUCUCCAACACGCCCCCAAGGAGUACGGUUACGCCAGUUAUAACUACACUCAAACCACCCGUCUUGAGACCUGCCUCACUCCCGAUAGUGCCUGUCGUCUCCUUGCCCCUUGCUACAACUCCAAGUGCACCCAAAAGUACGUGUACCACCGCAUGGUCUCAGUGGAUCCUUGUGAUCUGUACCGUGGGUUCUUCAUCGAUACCUACAAGCUUCCAUCCGCAUGCUCUUGUCAUGUGCCCCACUAAGUUAUUGGGAUUGAUCCCUUUGACCACCCGCCCACCCACCAGCCUCCUCAACUCUAUAGACUCGUACCCCUCAGAUCCCAAGACUUGUUACGACUAUUUAUUCAUUUUAUUUAUCGCCCAUCCAAGACCAGACUAUUCCUGUGAGUUUGGUCGUCAUAUUCCAACUCUGAAGAAUGCUAGUGUGCAAGAGCAGACCUGGAUUAGCCUCUCUCCCUGGUGUUGAUCACAUCACUCUCAUGGCGUAAGGAACUGCGAACCAACAUCGAAAAAACGCCCACCGUGAACAUGACCUCGGAGAUCUGAUAUGUCCAGGAAUUUCUGCUUCUAUUUCUGUGUCUUCCGUGUUUCCAAUGUAUUUAAUCCACUGGUGUUCCUGCCAAGAAUUGUGAUAUUUGCCAUUUUUGUGGUGCGAUUAUGUUGCUGUGAGAUUUGUCAAAUAGAGAAGCGAACUACUUAACA
Tigriopus californicus is the source of this 4051-nucleotide messenger RNA. RefSeq lists its product as uncharacterized. Gene Ontology annotation, cellular component: extracellular region. Gene Ontology annotation, molecular function: Toll binding; growth factor activity. The record is from RefSeq and is a predicted model, not a curated record. Lineage: Eukaryota; Metazoa; Arthropoda; Copepoda; Harpacticoida; Harpacticidae. Bases 2822 to 3592 code for a protein of 256 amino acids. Gene Ontology annotation, biological process: central nervous system formation; innate immune response; regulation of Toll signaling pathway. The transcript is spliced from 2 exons.